AUGGAUUUUUUCGCUUGGGUAAUUCUAAAACGAACAAAAUUUGAAUCUCAUGAUUUAUUUGAUGCUGAUAACUUCAUUCAGUUACCUAGACUUAGGCCAUCUCUCUUCUUAAAGCUCACGAGACUCCUUAUUGUUCGUGGUUACAAAGAUAUUCAUGCGAUCUUAGUAGCCGCCAUUGAAAACGAAAGUAACCACAAUCUUAUAUUGGAAUGUUCUAAGAUGUUGAUGGUUCAUUCGAUUAUUCCAUAUCAUCUUCGUCAAAAGAUCCGAGAAAUAGCUAUCAAACAAUAUUCUUUCAUUUCCAAGCCUUUGUUAUGCGAGAUACAGUAUUUCAUUGACAAACUGAAGAUCAAUGCAGUUGACGUUGAACAAUCUAUUGCAAUCAUGGAAGAUAUGAAGCAAAAAACUAAAAUUGCACUUUACGCGUUCUCAAAUUCACUUUGUGAAAAUUUCUUAGAAAAACAAAAAUUUACAUGUGCAUUGAAUUAUGCCAUAACAGCACAGAUGCUUAUGGAUAUGGCCGAAUACGCGUUAGAAGGUAAUCCGCUUUCAAUGGAGCUAAAUUUGUGUUUUGCAGAUUAUUUGAACAAAGUCAGUGGAGAUUUCAUCAGAAACGUUGAACUCCGUAAACAAGCUGUUUCAAUUAAGACGAGUUUCAUUAAAACAGAUGACGAUUCGCGACUUUCCAUGAAAAUUAAAUCAAUUGAUAAUAUUUCACCCAACACAACAGAAGAUUUGCAGCAAAUUAUAUCCCAUCAAAAGGCUUUAGAUAAUAUCAGUCAUUUACCACUGAUAUUGAUAACAAUUUUAGCAGUUUUCUUCGGAAUAUUAUUUUUCUUCCCAGUUGUGUCAUUAAAUGAUUAUAUCAAUAAUGGCGCAAUCAAUCCUAACUAUUACUUCGAUCACCAGCAUUCUCCUGUUCAUUUCAAGAUAUAUUUUGCAAUCUCGACGCUGCAAACUUACAUGGCGUUGUUUAAUGCAACAAAGAAUUGCUCUGUUUGUAAGUAUUCUUAUCCUAUUAGUAUUACAACGAUACAACAGUAUUUGAACAGUAUUACGUGUCCUAUUGAUGAUAAACCGAUAUUUAAUGGUGCAAGUGAUGAUGCUCCGGCAUUUGCAGAAGAUUACUACUUUUUCAUGGCGAACAAGUUCAUUAGAUAUGAUAAUGACACGGAAUUAGAAGAUUAUUUACGGAAAUCUUAUCACGAUUUAAGCAAUCUCACGGUUGUUUUUGAUUCAAUCAUUGACAGAUAUUUGAUGUGUUCUAAUGACAUCAAAGAUGAAAAGAAGUUGCUGCAAUACAUCAUUCCUUGUGCUGUUUUUGUUUUAUUUUUCAUUUUAUUUAUUAUUGUUGUUUAUUGUCUUUUUGUUCCAACGAUUUAUAAGAUUGUACAUAUUUUUGGUAGCAUCGAACUACAAACUCUUGAAGAGUUUAGAUCGAAUUUGUUCAUUACCAUUCAUCACCAAAAUUCAAGUACUUUUGAACAUGAAAUUGAAGUCGACAAUGAUGGAGCUUUAGAUUUGGAAGAAAUAGAAGCAGAAGAUAAUGCUCAUAUCGGACAAACAAAUUAUAAUGGCUUGAUUGAACAGUCAAUACGUGCUCCUGUCGCUGUGAAAUGGUUUGACCUAGCAAGGCCAGGUACAUUGCUUUUUUAUUUGAUUAUUUUGUUUGUUAUAAGAUAUUUAAUGCCUCCUUUGACUACUUAUCUUUAUAACAAUGUUAGACAGGAUUAUAUAAGUGAUAACUUAAUUAUCAUGGAAGAGAUCAAUAACAUUUCAUCCCUUUUGAUUCAAAUCGAUACAUUCUUUGCAAACAUGGCUGGUUUGGAUGAUGUCCAUGCUUCUAAAAUAAAUUUAAGCGAAAAUUGGGGUGAAAAUGUUACAAAAGCUGCGACAAAAUGGAAUAAUUUUCUUGAUAUUCAAAGUAACAUGACAAAGAGAGAGAAAGUUGCUGCAAUUAUUGACAUACUAAAUGUAUUUCCAGCAGUCUUUAAUCGCAUGCACACUAAUUACAGAUUAUUCCAAGAUACUGUUGCAAAAUACGCUGAAUCUUUUCAUUGGAUGUUAACUUUCAUCAUUUUUUUCACUUAUAUGAUAUUUAUGACUAGGUUUAUCUCUGCUCAGAAGUUUAUCCUUAAGAACUUGAAGCACUUGGUUUUAAUCCUUCAUAGCAAGUAUGCAUCGACUGUUUCGAUAAUGAUUAAUAACUUGUCUUUUGAAAAUUAUUCAAACAAAGAUUUCUCAAUUGACAAAACUUCUGAAAUCAUUACUUCGCAGAUAUCAGAUGUUGUUAUAUUCUUUAACAAUGAUUUAAUAAUAACAGGAAUGAAUCAGCAGGCGUCGGCACAAUUUGGCAAACUUUUGGAUAAAUAUAAAAUUAAAAAAUUAGAUUAA
Trichomonas vaginalis G3 is the source of this 2394-nucleotide messenger RNA. RefSeq lists its product as uncharacterized. The coding region runs from base 1 to 2394 and encodes 797 amino acids. The transcript has a single exon. The record is from RefSeq and is a predicted model, not a curated record. NCBI's taxonomy places the organism in Eukaryota, Parabasalia, Trichomonadida, Trichomonadidae.